CAGGCCGGCGGGUGAGAGAAAUCGACAGAAUAGUCGCAGCGGCGGACGGGAGACGACGGGAAGAAGAGAGGAAGGGACGCAUAAUGAGAGAAGAAGGAGAAACCCAUUCCAGCUGUGUUUCUGUAACAAACAGAGCCGUGAGAACUUCUUCACACUGAGGGAUUUUCCACGGCACACCGAGGGAACAAACAUUUACUUCUGACAUUCUUCUGUCAGCGUUCGCUGUUUAUUUUUGAGCAAACAACUAGUUGCACAUGUUGAUGGGACAGAAAUAGCACCAGGGUUUCAUUGGAUAAGAAGUCUUUUUUGGGUUUGUUUUGUGCAUCAGAAGCUUCCUUCAGCUUAUCAUUUGAAGACAAACAUGAGCGUGGACAACUCGACUCUGCUGGACAGCUUGUUCCAUCCUCCCGUCUGCGACGGCUGGACGAACAACACAGAGGGAGCCAUCUACCAUUUGGGCAACACCAUGCUGUUUCUGGGCUACAUGGGAGGCAGCGGGGCCUAUGGGUGCCUCUUCAUCUUCGGCUUCCUGGCUCCCGCCUUCGUGUGCCUGACGGUGUGGGGCUGGCUGACCAUGUGCGGCCUGGACGUCUUCACCUGGAACCUGCUCCUGCUGCUGGUCUGCCUGGUUCAGAUCUGCCACCUGCUGUUUCGGCUGCACCAGGAGGGCAUACGCAACGAGGAGCUGACCUCCCUCUACCAGGCGGUGUACCUGCCGCUGGGCGUGCCUGUCCAGGUGUUCAAGGAGAUCGCCAGCGCCUUUGAGAACAAGGUGGUGGAGCUGAAGGCAGGAGAGACGUACGCCGUGGAGGGCAAGACGCCCAUCGACCGGCUCUCCUUUCUGCUGUCUGGGAGGAUCAACGUAUCUUUGGAGGGACAGUUCCUGCACUACAUCCACCGACACCAGUUCCUGGACUCUCCGGAGUGGGAGUCUCUCAGACCAAACGAGGAGGGAAAGUUUCAGGUGACCAUGACAGCAGAGGAGGACUCCCGCUACAUCUCAUGGCGUCGCCGCCGCCUCUACAUGCUGAUAUCAAAGGAGCGCUACAUCGCCCGCAUCUUCUCCGUCAUGCUGGGCUACGACAUCGCAGAGAAGCUCUACAACCUCAACAACAAGCUCUACAUUAAGAGUGGCGUGCUGCUGGACAUCCGCCUGCCCAGCCUCUACCACGUGUUGGCCCCCUCCUCGCAGGGCAGCGGCAGCGGAAGCGAAGGCGGCAGCGGUAAGGAGCAGCAGCAGGGCGAGGACCCGACACCGGCCGACCACUUGUCCGAUCCAGCCAAGCCUCAGCCCCCCCACCUGCAGGGACCAAGGAAGACCACCCUGGAUGAACCGCAGCGCGACCGCUAUCAGCACCCCUGGGCGUCUGACCCCGAGCUGCCCACUGGAGGUGAUAGUGACGGGAAUCUACCGCCUCGAUUCCAGAGGGGCAGAGCGCCGCUGGCUCCGACCGACACUCCCAAACUGUGAGGACAGUCUCUCCUGGAAACACUCUUAUUAUCUACAGUAUAGCAGUAUGAAUGUGUCACAUGUCACUUGAUACGACACUGUCUUCUCCUCGCUCUCUGUUCUCACCUUAGUUCACAUCAUCAGGCUUGAACAUCCAGAAGCUCUUCCUUCUCUGAUACUGAUGUAUUUUAAAAAACAAUAUUUGUUGUGGCUGAUAUUUAUCACCAUAAUAACUUUUAUCAAUUUAAUGCCCGACAAUUGUAGUUUUUUUUUACUGCCUAAAUAUUUUUGGUCAAGAUUUAAAAUCUUUGAAGCACGAUUAUUGCCACCAUGAAGCUCUGAAAUCUGUCUAAAAAAUGUACAGGUGGGGAAACGCUGCAUUUAUUCAUUUUAAAUUAAACUUCUAGAUAUUAUUGACAUUUCAAUGAACAUGGGUUUUACAAAAUCUACAAUUUAUACAAAAAGCUGAGUGACCCAAUCUCCAGAGUUAACACUAGUAUUGUACAUUUCUGCAAACCACAUAUACAUUACAUUUGCCUGUUAGCAUCUAGCAAAUAUGUUGAAACUUUACUUUUUAACAAUGCUGCGGUUAACGUGGUUAAUUUAGGCACAAGAACCACUUGUUUAUGAUUAGGAAAAGAUCAUGCCUGGACUUAAAAUUCUUCUUUGGGGACACAGUCUUAGCAGGAUGUCUGUCCCAGUAGGAAUAGCAGUAUGUUUCGGUAAUUAAAAAAAACCUUUUUGCAGCACUAUUCAGGCAGGACACUCAGUAAUGUCUUUGUAAAAAAACAAUCUGCUGGAAAUACAGCAAUGACUGUUAAAACAUAUCAAGUUUUGCUGGCUGUUAGUCUUGAACAGUGGUCUUUAACCAACACCUCCUGAUGAUAAAGUCGACUCAUAAACUAUAUCACUUUAGAAACAUUUAUAUGACACAUUCGAAACGUGCAGAUGUAACGUAUCUGUGGUUUGCAGAAACAUACAAUGACAACUUUUUUUCUCGUGACAUGGCUGACAUAAAAUGCUCCAAAAGCAUUUAUUUGUUUCUGUUGCAACUAUCAAAGAGAAACAUCAGUCCAAUUAAAGACUUGUGGAUUCUAACAUUUAAUCUUUUAACUGUCAUUUAAAUCUUUAUUAACACCAUCACUGGAACUGAGGACAGACGCCUUCACUUUACCAGCACACUAAAUGUCUGAAAUGUUUUUGUUGUGUAAUAAAAGCAGAUUCUGUAACACUGAAACAGAUGAACUUGGUUUUCAUCUCACUUGUAUUUGAUGUUAAAACUAUGAUUGUUUGUUUUGGACUUCACAUGAUUUAAUGUUGAAUUUGACUUCUGAUGUUUGUUUUUUUUCACGGCUCUUGCAAAAUGUUAUUAAGGGUAGUGAUUUAACUAUGUAAGGCUAAUACUGUACACAUUUAUUUUCUGGAUCUGAAUGACUAAACAACUGCUUGAAAAUACAACAAGCCUUCAUUUUACUCAAUUCUUAAUCCUUUGAAGAUAUGAAAAAUAUUUAGUUUUGUAUACUUCUUGAGAACUUUCCAGACGUGUACGAAUACUUUCGGUACAAAAUCUGCAACUUAGUAGUUUAGAUUUUCUCCAUUUCACUCUCAUGUUUUGUCGGCAUAUUAAGUUUGUUUCUCUGAGUGCACGCUGACUCGAUGCCAAAUUAUUCUGUAGAAAAACCUCUUACAACACCAACGUCUUUUUGAGGAUAUUUUGCCUGUAGAUCAUGUUUUUUUUUAAGUAACUGAGUAUUUAAUACACAUGUGUAUACUGUGAAAUGUGCUAUUUCUCCUGUUACUGACUUCCAAAAUACAGAGAUGGGACUUACUGUACAUGAAGAAGUCAGUGUUUUUUAAAAAAGUAUUUUCAUGGGGCCAAGAUUUCUCCAUAAAGUUCUUUGUGUGCAGUGAAAA
Molecule: messenger RNA, 3364 nt
Organism: Plectropomus leopardus (leopard coralgrouper)
Lineage: Eukaryota; Metazoa; Chordata; Actinopteri; Perciformes; Serranidae
Gene: popdc2
Product: popeye domain cAMP effector 2
Biological process (GO): regulation of membrane potential; heart development; skeletal muscle tissue development
Cellular component (GO): sarcolemma
Molecular function (GO): cAMP binding
Source: RefSeq, a predicted model, not a curated record